This is a messenger RNA of Pelodiscus sinensis (Chinese soft-shelled turtle), 3396 nucleotides long. RefSeq names its product platelet activating factor receptor (gene PTAFR). Gene Ontology annotation, biological process: chemotaxis; G protein-coupled receptor signaling pathway. NCBI's taxonomy places the organism in Eukaryota, Metazoa, Chordata, Testudines, Trionychidae. The record is from RefSeq and is a predicted model, not a curated record. Gene Ontology annotation, cellular component: membrane. Gene Ontology annotation, molecular function: G protein-coupled purinergic nucleotide receptor activity; platelet activating factor receptor activity.
GUAACCAGGCCCAGGCCAGUCACUCAGGCCCCAGGAGUCUUAGGAGGCUGCUCUCAAGCUCUGUUAAUGCCCGUGUGUGGCCCAAGACCUGGGGCAGCAGGGACUCGUGUCUCGUGACCACCCUGGGAGGGGGUGGGUGCGUGAGGCUACAGAAAUGACUCCUCCCUGGCCCGUGCUGGGCUAACACCUCGGAGCGCCAGACUCCCAGCCCUGUGCUGUAACCUGGCCUUGGGCCCUGCCGGUGCCAGGAGGAGCCUGCUGGCUCCUUCAGGGCAGGGGGCUGUGUGAAGGGGCCUGCUGCCACCAACAGUCCUGGCUCACAAGGUGCUGUGCACGGCCUGCUGCCUCCACAGCCCCCUCCCAGGCAGAGAGAGCAGCUGCUGAGUCAGGGAGGGAUUCCCAGUGCCUGGCCCAGGCCACACCCUGGGAGCAGCAGCAGGUCCCUGGAGAAGUGCAGCUGCCAGGAAGAAGAUGACGCACGCACCUGGGAACCUGCGCCUCCUCCCUGCCCCACCUCCUUUCCUUGCUCAUUACUUGGGGGCAGAAUCUUCCCAGCAGACAGGAAGGAGCCAUGCUCCAUUCUCAGGGAUCCCUCCAAGUGCGGCUUUGCACAGCUGCUGCGUGGACCCAAGGCUGAGUGGUGACUGCAAAGCUCAGUGCAGAUAAGAGCAGUUUCCUCCCGCUCUGCGGUGCUGCCAGGUGGCCGCUUUCUGACCUGACCCCGAAGUCCAGGCGCUCGGCAGGAGGAGCAGCCGGCUCAGGCAGAGCGCUGUGUGUGCGGAGGCUGCAGCCUCAGGCUGGGACAGGGGACCGGGAACCAGACCCACGGCUCUUGGAGAGCUGCGUCGGGAUCGCUGUGCAGCCAUUCGACUCUGGGUAAGAAGACGAGAAGGGGACAGGAGAUUGGCUCAGUGACAUGAUGUCCUCGACAGAGAGACCUAGCUCCACCCCGUCCCUUGCAAACACCUCCUGCGCCGUGGACUCUGAGUUCAGAUACACCCUCUUCACCAUCUUCUACAGCUUCAUCUUCAUUCUGGGCUUCAUUGCCAAUUGUUACGUGCUGUGGGUUUUCUGCCAGGUUUAUAAUUGGAGAAAACUCAACGAAAUCAAGAUAUUCAUGGUGAACCUGACAGUGGCUGACCUGCUUUUCCUGAUUACACUGCCCCUGUGGAUCAUCUACUACCACUCCCAAGGAGACUGGGUUAUGCCUUCGUUCCUGUGUAAUGUGUCUGGCUACUUGUUCUUUGUUAACACCUACUGCUCCAUCGCCUUCUUGACAGUCAUCACAUACAACCGCUUCCAGGCAGUGACCAAACCCAUCACAGCCGCCCAGGCCACCACCUGGAGAAGGGGUAUCUUCCUCUCUGCAGCUAUCUGGGUUGUGAUAAUGAGCAGUGGCUUCUAUUUCCUCAUAGACAGCGGCACUAACACCGAGAGCAGUAACCAUGGCAACGUCACGCGGUGUUUUGAGGGCUAUAACACCUCUGACAACGUUGGGACCGUCCUUGCUUUCCACAUUCUCAUCUUCGUUAUUUUUCUCUUCAUUUUCCUGUUUAUUCUGGUGUGUAACGUGUUCAUUAUCAGGACCCUGCUGAUCAAGCCUGUGCAGCUGCAGAAGAGCGCUCGUGUCAAGCAGCGGGCACUGUGGAUGGUGUGCACUGUCCUGGCUGUGUUCAUCAUAUGUUUUGUACCUCACCACCUCAAUGACCUGCCCUGGACCCUGACAGUCCUGGAGAAGUGGCAGACAAAAAACUGUUUGUUGCGCCAGCAGAUCAAUGAUGCCCAUCAGGUGACUCUGUGCCUCUUGAGCACCAACUGCAUGCUGGACCCUGUCAUCUACUGCUUCCUCACCAAGAAGUUCAGGAAGCACCUUUCCGAGAACCUGAAAAGCAUGAAGGGGAGUCGCAAGUGUUCCAGGCAAACCACUGAAACCGGGCUUGAGGGCACCAUGCCCAUCAAUGAACUCCCCACCCACCUUGCGAGGCACGAACAGUCCAGUCUUCUCCUGAGCAGGCCUGGGCCACUUGUGUCCCCAGCUUCCCCUCGCUAAGUCAGGCUGCAGAGGGACACAGCGGUGGGCCAUGUCUUUGGGGGAAAUACCAGCAUCCAGUUCCCCUGCCCGCAAUGCAGCCAGAGGACCAGGGACCCAGCAGGGGCUGCGGAGGCACCUUCUGACACAGCCUGAUGCUUCAUGAGACACUGAGCAGGGCUCAGUUUGUCUUGUCUGUGAAGAAAAAUGCCAUUGACCAUGAGCCCAUCCCCCUCCUUCUGUCUCCUCACGUGCCCUGUCACCACCUCACCCGUGGGAAACGCCAGGAGAGGCUGUGGUCUGAUUGAGUAACUGGGCUGGGGGAGGGGAGUCUGUGGAGGCAGGCGGCUGCUGUGAUGCACUGGAAGCUCUGUGGCCAAGACACAUUUUAAGGCCCCCAGGGACCAGUCUCUAGUUUGACUUGCUGCCCAUUGCGGGCUGGGGAACGUCACUUGUUCCUGGAUCUGGCCCAGUGGUGAACCGGCACGCGUCUUUCAGAAAGAGCCCUGACCUUAACGGACGCCUGCAAGUGACCGGCACUGAGAGCAAGUGAAUGGACCCCAAUGCCGCGUUACAUUGCCCCUACUUACUAGAGAUGCGACGGUAAACAGGCAGUGACUAUUGUCGAGAACAAGAGAAUGUUGCUGACUGCUCAUUUGCAGACCGUUUUAUCAUUAAUAAACAACCAACCUGUGCCUCGCCCCAGGGCCCCCACCUCACUCCUCAGCUGUGUCCAGUGCCAAAAUGCCAAGCUCAGGCAUUCAGUGCGGGAUGAAAGGGAUUGACCUGCUCCAGCUAGUCACGAUGGGCUCUCCGGAGGGUGCCAGGCUCGGUUACAGGCCAGAGACUCUCGAGGCUCCUUGCCAGCCCCGUGUUGCUCAGUACUGAACUUCCUUCAAGCACAGGAAGUGGAACAGGGUGGGAAACGUGGGUUGGUUCUUACAUGAGUUUCUGGUUCCUCAACUCCUCUAGAAAAAUUUCCUAGCUGGCGAUGGGAAAAAAUCUGCCAUGGUAACAUUUAUUUACUCCAGUUAACAGCUGUCUGGUGAUACCAGCUAGGGAACUGAUAGGGGAGUCUCUGCAGCACACUCCAAACCUCGCCAAUCAUCUGGUGUCAUGUUCUGCCCAUAUUUUGCAGGGAGCAUUCCCAGCUCUUGGAUUCCCAGAGCUCACUGGUGGCCACUGAACCGUUUAUAUCUGCGAGUGGGCCAUAAAGUUCAGACUUUUCUACUAUGGACCUCAGAGUGGUCACCCUUGUAUUCAGACUCUGCACUGCUGGACUUAGGGUUGCCAGGUGUCCGGUAUUGGCCCGGACAGUCCGUUAUUUGCAGCCUCUGUCCAGUAAAAAAAACAGAAAAUACCGGACG